AUGUACUGGCGAUUGAAAGAUCAAUCUGAGGAGAACUUCCUGAAGUUUCGUCAGUUGGGGCCAAAGGUCAUCGCUCAGCAAGCUGAAGCUUUGGAAGGAGAAUCUUGUCAAACUGCCAAGGUGGUGCAGAGUGGUUUUCAGUCGCCUGGCAAAGAGAUCCUGAAAAGUCUUCAGUCCCUGGCACAGUUGUUGGACAAGGUGGGCUUGAAGGAGGAUGGCUUGAAGGUGACAGAAUUCCAUCAGCAGCUGUCCGUGAAAGCAGUCACUGAUCGGGAGGCGGUAAUUGCCUCCAUCUCCAAACAUGAUGGAGCCGAAGCAUUUCUGACAUCAAAGUUGGCCUAUUUGAAGGAGUUGGCCACGUCUAAGCCUCCGCCUUUGUUACCUUCAUCUGGGCAGACGACAGUUGGAAAGCCGCAAAACAUGCGGCACAUCGUCCUGAAUUGCGCCAACAUUGGAUGCUACGAAAGAAAUUGGGCCUCUGCAGGUGCAAGAUUUUCAUGA
Cladocopium goreaui is the source of this 501-nucleotide messenger RNA. The record is from the annotation of a GenBank genome assembly. Lineage: Eukaryota; Dinophyceae; Suessiales; Symbiodiniaceae.